CACUUUUGCGUCAUCCCCAACUUCCUCUUUUUCUGUGGUUAGCCCGGCAUGAUGCUGUGACGCUACUCACCAACCUCACUUCAAACUUCUGCUGUACAUAUAAGUUAAGCGGAUUCAUCAAACAGAAACAGCAGCAGUUGCAGAAGUCUCAGAGCGCAGCCCAACACAGUCACACAUGAAGCAUUGAUGCCAUGCCGAGUCUAGUCACGUCACCGCCAAGGGAGCUGCAGCAACUCAACAUGGACAACGAUAACAAGAAGAGGGGAGGAACCCUGAAGUCUCGACUGCAGUGUAGAUCGUCUCAAACCACCAAAACUGAGGGGCUUUGUUUCGAGGAAAUGUCCCAGUGGUCGCACUCACUAGAGAGACUUCUAUCAUCAAAAUAUGGUAUGAAGAUAUUCCAGGCCUUCUUGAAGUCAGAGUUCAGUGAUGAAAACAUUGAGUUUUGGCUGGUGUGUGAGGACUAUAAGAAAAUCAAGUCUUCCUUCAGGAUGUCCUCCAGGGCCAAAAAGAUCUUCAAACGCUACAUUCAAGCUGAGGCUCCGAGAGAGAUCAAUAUUGAUCACAAGACCAGAGACCUGAUCAGGCGCAACAUGAAGACGCCCACCACAGUUUGCUUCGACGAUGCCCAGAGGAUUGUCUACGGGCUAAUGGAGAGGGACUCUUAUCCACGUUUCCUCCGGUCUGACAUCUAUCAGGCUCUGCUGGAGUCCACAUCUGAAUCGGUCAAGAUGUAAAGAAAACAGAUACCAGAGACAUUGUGUUUGUAGAAGCUGAAGCUGAGCCCAAUGCUGGACUACCUGAGGGAAACUGUGAUGUGUUUGGUUGACCCGGGAACACUGGUGGUGGUUCUUUAACACUGAAAGCACCAAAAACAUGUUAUUUUCGACACAUUUAUGCCUUCCUUCUGAGUUGCAAAAAACAUGCUUUGGUGUUGGCCAGGGUCGCAUAUGACUAUAUUACACGGGAGAAGUUAGCUCUGUCUUUAAAAAGAGUAAAGGAUGGGUAGAGGCUAUAAAUGGCUACAUUAACAGAUUCUGCGAUAGCCGCUGUGAAGCAAAGGACUUCCCAGAGAUGCCACGAUCAUGUAGUCAAAAUGCAAGGGACUUUCUGUGCAAGGCGCCAGGAAGUCUAUGUGGUGCAAACAACACCCUCCACCCAAGAUGCAAGUGCAUGAGCUGCAGGCUGUCUACAUUUGCACACCAUCUUGAGUUUAUUGUUAACUCACUAAAGCAAUAGCUAAGUAGAUGUUAAAUAGAUGUGGAUUUUUACGCACAGCAUUCUGCAUUUGACAUUUUUACAUUCUGACAUCAUUGCUGUCAAACUGUUGUGACAUUAUCUUUUUUUUUAUAAGCUAUGUUUUGUUGUAUUCCACAGUUUGUGAGAAUGUUUUAUAAAUGUGAAUAUUAAUGUGGAUUUGUACAUAUUUAAUUAAAAAAAAUACAUAUUUGCUU
Messenger RNA from Plectropomus leopardus (leopard coralgrouper), 1454 nucleotides. It is a transcript of the gene rgs13a, whose product is annotated as regulator of G protein signaling 13a. The record is from RefSeq and is a predicted model, not a curated record. Lineage: Eukaryota; Metazoa; Chordata; Actinopteri; Perciformes; Serranidae.